Molecule: messenger RNA, 1445 nt
Organism: Protopolystoma xenopodis
Lineage: Eukaryota; Metazoa; Platyhelminthes; Monogenea; Polystomatidea; Polystomatidae
Source: the annotation of a GenBank genome assembly
AAUUGAAUAGGGCCUCCGAUCGGUUGGAUACGCCUACCAAUGAUCCGGUCAGUCGGUUCUCCGGCUCACCAGCUAAAUUGGCUAAUAGUCCAGUUGCCUCGAAGUCUACGAGCCGCGACCCUGUAACACCAUGCUCGUCGCCAGAUCCAGCCAGCUUGCAGGCAUUUGCCCUCGCACAAGAUGUUACUGUCCAACCCGCCCUUUUUGGUGGCCUGACCACUCGGCUAGUUCAGGAGAUCCACGACGAGUUCCUUGUGUGCAAGAUUUGCUACGAGUCUUACACGAAUCCCAAAUGCCUUUCCUGCAUGCACACCUUUUGUGAAGGCUGCAUUGAACGCCACAUCUCAGCUGAGGUGACAUACAACAGACAAACUGAUUACCGAGACUUUACCUGUCCGCUCUGCCGAAAACGUACUCAGUUGCCUCUUGGUGGUAUAAAGCGUCUUACCGACAACUUCCUAAUCUCAGGUCUUAUGGAACUGGUAAGGCGGCAGCGAGCGCUAUCGUCGUCGUCAAUGGUCACGGGCAGUGGGACAAGGCUUUCGCCAUUUUUACCCGGCGACCCUCAUUCCAGUACUCGAGAAACGAAAGAUGUCAGCUCUCAGCGAAGCGUCGAUUCUUCUGAAGCUUGUGACAUAAUUGCUGAUCUUGGCUACUCUCGAAGCCACAAGUCAUCUGGCAGCGGUGCGAGUGGAUUAGCGGGAUCCAGAUCUCUCCCAACUAAUGAUGAAAAUACGGCUUUAGGGCAAUUACGAGGUUCAGGAUUUCGUGGGGUCUACGGUGAGUGUGAGAUAUGUGCCCAAGUGAAUGGCAGUAUUCUGGAGCGGGGACGAUCUACUACACCUGCAGUGCGUUCUCCUGGCCAAAACGGAGCCAACGAUGGAAUACAAACAAGCGUUGGCAUUACUUCCAUUAGGAUAGCUGAUGCAGGUGCCGAUGGAGACACAUGUUUGAGCCCCACUGGACCAACAGGCUCCCUCAACGGAGGUGGUGCCAACCAGCGCGCCAGCUCUGCCCGACUAACCAACACACCAGCGGCAUCAUCAAAAUGUCUGGAUUGCAAUAAACUUCUUUGCCUAGAGUGUGUACGUCGACACCGUGUAACUAGGGUCACUAGGGAACAUGCUAUCUUUGAUAUUUCAGCCGAGAAGGACAUCGCUUGCAAGUCUCACCCGGAUGAGGCAGUCCGGUUUUACUGUGAGCUGUGCCUUGCGCCCAUUUGCGUGCUAUGUACUUUUGAUGAGCAUCGUGAACAUGAGGUGACUAGCUUCGGAGAGGCGAUGACCAAAGCAAGGUCGGAACUGCGGACGAGAGUGGAUGAGGUAGGAAUGCACGUGGAGGUCAGCAAGAGUCGGUUGGGCUCGAUUAUUGAGGCUUCGGACUAUCUCCACAAGUUAGAGCAUCAGAUACACUCCUCGACGGAUGAAUUUGUUGAGCAGCUAUAG